Molecule: messenger RNA, 12620 nt
Organism: Lytechinus pictus (painted urchin)
Lineage: Eukaryota; Metazoa; Echinodermata; Echinoidea; Temnopleuroida; Toxopneustidae
Product: sushi, von Willebrand factor type A, EGF and pentraxin domain-containing protein 1-like
Exons: 33
Coding region: 90-10547 (3485 amino acids)
Molecular function (GO): calcium ion binding
Source: RefSeq, a predicted model, not a curated record
UUUCUGGUGGAAAGUUGGAGGAUGAUAUAUUUUUCUUGAGAUGACAUCAUUGUUUUAUUUAUAAUUUUAACGCGGUUUACUGUGUAAUAAUGGGGAUGUAUUAUUUAAUCAAUAUUCUGCUUCUUUUCAUGUGUUUCGAAGUGUCGUAUGAACGGCGACUUCCAGUUCGAGCUCCAGAUUUAAAGCUCCUCCUCGACUCAGGAAUAAAUGUCUCUUUUCCAGAUGAACACCGACAGUUGGACUUUGCGGAUUACCCUCAAGCUGAUGGCUUAGCCAGCCAGCCCCGUCCCGCUGAUGAUCCGCUCCCUCUCCCUCUCCUUCAAUCUCUCUCAUACCUUAAUAUCGACCUAGAACGAUCCCACCAUGAGCUUUACGAAGCGCUAUGGAGGAAUGCAGACGUUCCCAUGGAUACCACAUCUGCUACUAAAAUAGAUGUCCUCGGAUAUCUCCUCAAGAAACAAGUGGAAAAACUUCGGCGGGUGAGCAAUGGCCAGGUUGAGUUGGUGUUUCUUGUCGAUAGCUCUGCCAGUGUCGGGAUAGAGAAUUUCUUCAAUGAGCUGAAAUUUGUGAAGAAACUUUUGGCGGACUUCACAGUGGCUCCUGAUGCGACCCGAGUAGCUAUCAUCACCUUCUCCUCCAAACAUCGAGUUGAAUUGAAUGUUAAUCAGCUUGAUAACAGCAUCCCUGGAAAACAUCAUCAUAAGUGUGCUCUAUUGAAUGAAGAUCUUCCUAUGAUUACCUACGUUGGUGGAGGAACAUACACUAAAGGAGCCUUCGAGCUUGCCAAGAAAGUGCUGCAGGGGGCUCGUGGCAACUCCACUCAAGCCGUGUUCCUACUCACUGACGGUCUUUCUAAUGGGCCAAAUCCUGUACCCGUAGCAGCUAGUCUCAAGGAAGAUGGUGUGGAGGUGUUCACAUUUGGAAUCAGGGAUGGUUAUAUCCCAGAACUGCUUGAAAUGGCAUCUGAAAAGAAAGACGAGCACUGUUUUAUUCUUGACAGCUUUGCAGAGUUUGAAGCUUUAGCACGACGGGCACUUCAUGAAGAUCUUCGCAUGGGAGAGUUUAUCGAAGAGACGCCAGAGAAAUGUUCAUCACGGUGUUUAGAUGAGAGCCAUUGCUGUGAUGUGAUGGCAUCAUGUAGGUGUGGAACCCAUACUGGAUCCUAUGACUGUGUCUGCCCGGCUGGUUUUUAUGGUAGUGGGCUUCGUGGAAAAUGCAGUCCUUGUCCGAUCGGAAGCUACAAACGUGAAGCAUUACCUGGAGGAAUUAGCACAUGUUUACCAUGUCCUGAUCAAAACCAUGUGAGCCCUCUCAACAAUACUAGUCCUAACAUGUGUGUAUGUAAAGAUGGAUACAGAUGGGAUAUUGCUACACAGAGAUGUAAAGUUAUCCAUUGCCCUCUUCUGCAAAGGCCUGAGAAUGGAGAGUUUGUUGAAUGUAGCAACGUAGUGAAUGGAGCCUGUGCGAUACGGUGUAACCGUGGAUAUGAAGUGACUGGAAGCAGUAUCCGACUCUGCUUCUCAAAUGGGUCCUGGUCUGGAGAAGAUUUUAAUUGUCGAGUAAAGACUUGUGAGGUGUUGACUGCUCCUAUGAAUGGAUCUCUUCAGUGUACCUCUGAUGAUCAUGCCUUUGGUACAGUGUGUGCUGCUAUAUGUGAUACUGGUUUCAAGCUCAUAGGAUCACAGUCAAGACGUUGUCUACCUAUCGCACAUUGGGAUGGACUACCAGUACACUGUAGAGCCAUCCAGUGCCCGAUGCUACCCACCAUACCCCAUGGGUAUAUGACCCCAUCACACUGCAGCACACAAAGACAAGACUACGGGAAUGUUUGUAAGAUUGAAUGUAGUCAAGGUUUCUACAGAAGAGGACCAAUGAAGAAAGAAUGUAUGGCUAAUGGAAGAUGGAACAACAAGUUUGAUCCUAGUCGGGCCUGUAUUGAUUACAUGGCGCCCUCCUUGGAAUGUCCAUCAGAUAUCACCACAGUGACUUCCCCUCACAUGGACCGAGUAGUCCUAGAGUGGGAAGUACCCAGACCAAUAGAUAACUCAGGAGAGAUGCCACUCCUACAUGCUCUUCCUAAUGUGUACCCACCCUGGACGUUUCCUCUUGGUCACUGGAACAUCACCUACAGCGCUACUGACCAGUCUGGAAACAUCGCUCAGUGUGUCUUCAGUGUAAUUGUUGAAGAUCGUGAACCACCAUCAAUCAGGCGAUGUCGUUCACCUACAACUUUCAUUACAUCAAAGCAAGAACAUGAAGUAACUUGGGAAGAACCGCUCUUCUCAGACAACUCUGGAGGUGAUGUCACAGUAACAAGGUCACAUGACCCAGGAAGCCCAUUCCCAUUGGGCACUACACUUGUGGAGUAUCUAGCAACUGAUGCAGCUGGAAACACACGUUCAUGUGUAAUCUAUGUGGAUGUUCAGCAAAACCUGUGUGAAAAGCCACGUGACCCUGUAGGAGGAUCAGCAAUAUGUUUCCAUACCACUCAGGGAAUGAACUGCUCAGUAACCUGUGGACCAGGUUAUGCUAUGUCUACACAGCCCAGGAAUCAAUACUUCUGUGCCCUCAAUGGUACAUGGUAUCCUGAUGGCAAAGUACCCUGGGAUGACUGUUCAGAAACCCAUCAUGCUAACAAUGUUCUACAACCUAUGACCUUUCUAUACGAGACAUCCAAAUGCGAUUCUGUUUUUGCUCGGAACAUCGAGAAGAUACUGGCAACCAACCUGGAAGAACCGAUUCGGGACUACUGUGGAGACAAUGUGAGAUGUGAGUUAGCCAGUGUCAGGGCCGACUGUGAAGACAGGGAUCCUAUUCGAUUCCUUCAUGGUGCAUCAUCGAGCCUGCAGCAAUCAGGUUCUGGAUCUGAUUCCCGUCUUGCGCUGCAGGGUGGUGGUGAGGUCAGUUUGACUGCUCAAAGGCUUCAAAUAUUACAGUCUCCGAAUCUAUUUGUCAACAUUGUUGUAAAUGCAUCUGCAAGUCCAAACGAGACAGCUGCGUUAACCGGUCCAACGGAGCAAACCUAUCAGAUGGUGGUGCAGGUUGCUGCUUCUGUUCCAGGUCAAAUACAAUCUAAUCUUGCCAACGGGACUAUUGUGAGCAGUACCAACCGUACUCUAGAUAGAUCAUUUCAGAUUGAUAGGAUAACUGUCUACCGGGAGGAUAUCCAGCCAGAGUGUUCGGUUGGUUCGGUGAGACGAGGUGAAGGGGAAGAUGCUAAAUGUGUGCAAUGCAUCCCUGGAACAUACUUUGAUAUGAUGACAUCAUCGUGUGAGUACUGUGAGAUUGGUCAGUACCAGAAUCUGAUCGGUCAAUUAUCCUGCAUACAUUGCCCUAAUGGAACUUCUACAGUCAGUACAAAGUCCACAUCACUAGCAGAUUGCAAAGCGUACUGUGAACCUGGGAGUAGAUCAUCAACUGGCUUAGAGCUGUGUGAACUGUGUCCAACGAACACUUACCAACCCAACAGGGGUAGUACCCAGUGUCUUCAAUGCCCUAGAAGACGUUAUACUGCAUCACAUGGUGCUAGGAAACUAUCAGACUGCAGAGCUUACUGUCCUCGUGGUAAAACUUCGGCCAAUGGCUUGACACCAUGCCUGCCCUGUCCAGCUGGUACUUUCAAGAUGAGUCAACGGUCAAGCUAUUGUCUCCUGUGUCCAGAAGAUUACCCACUCUCUAAUCCAGGCUCUAUCACAAUUACAUACUGCAGAAAUUCUGCUAAACAGAGAAGUCCAGCUGGUCGUAUGAUGUCUUUGAGAUCCUUGCCAUUCAGUGUAUGUUUCUCUUCACCCUGUCACAAUGGAGGGACCUGUGAGUCAUCACCCGGUGGUUUCAUAUGCACCUGCCGUCCGGGAUACACUGGAUUACGAUGUGAAGUCGACAUCAAUGAAUGUGAAACAGCAAUAUGUAUGAAUAACGGAUCGUGUCGUGACCUUAUAGAUGGAUAUAUGUGUCAUUGCAGAAGAGGUUUUACUGGUAGACAUUGUUCAGAAGAUGUAGACGAAUGCAAUACAAACCCAUGUUUCAAUGGAGCAACAUGUGUUGAUGGACCACAGUAUUACGAAUGCAUCUGUCCUGAUGGUUAUACAGGGAAAAACUGUGAAGAAGAUAUUGAUGAUUGUGCCCUUGACCCAUGCUACAACCAUGCGACCUGUACUGACUUCAUUGGAGGUUAUAAUUGCACCUGUCAUCUUGGUUACCAUGGUGAUCUAUGUGAGAUGGAGAUUGAUGAGUGUCUUUCUUAUCCAUGUGAUAACAAUGCAACCUGUAAAGACCUCGUCAAUGAAUUCCGAUGCGAGUGCCUAGCUGGAUUCUCCGGUUUACUAUGUGAAAUCAAUGUAGACGAAUGUGCAUCCAGACCUUGUCAGAAUGGAGCGACUUGCAAUGAUCUUAUAGAUGGUAUACAUUGUGUAUGUAUGCCUGGUUAUGCAGGGGUAUUCUGUGAAGAAGAAAUGUCAUGGGAUUACAACAUGGUGUUUUAUAGAGGAGGUAUAGAUGACUAUGUCUUACUGGAGCAUGAUUUCCCAACUCUCACGGCUGUUACAAUCUCAUUCUGGAUGUUUACUGAUAAUGCAGGAAACUAUGGUACUGUUUUUUCAUAUGCUGUCAGUGAUACAAUUGAUAAUGCUUUGACCAUCAAAGACUAUACAGGAUUUGUACUGAGUGUGAAUGAAGAAAAUAUAGUGAGUGACAUCAUAGGUAAUGAUGGGAGAUGGCACCACAUUGUAGCAACAUGGGAUUCCAAUGGAGGCACCUAUACAAUGUACAAAGAUGGGAUACUUGAAGCAAAUGGUACGGGACUUGCGAGUGGAACAACUAUCCCAGGUGGUGGAAAGCUGAUUAUCGGUCAAGACCAAGACACUCUUGGUGGAGGCUUCGCCCAUAUUGAAUCUUUCAUUGGAGAGAUCACAUUUCUGACUGUUUGGGAUAGGGUUCUUGGAGCAGAUGAGAUUUAUGAGCUUGGUAGAACAUGUGAAAAGCCAUCAGAUGUCAUCAUAGCUUGGCCAGACUUUUUAUCCGGAAUGGAAGGCCAAAUUAAACAAGUCAAUAGUACCUUCUGCCAAGGUUGUCCUCGUCCUACUAUGCCAGAGAUGGGUUUUGUGAAAGGAUUCCUACCAGGACGACCUCUGACCUCUGUUACAUACCAUUGCAAUCUAGGCUUUGAGAUGCCAAGACAUGAAGUCCGUCAGGCUGAAUGUCAAAUAUCAGGAGAAUGGAGUCCUGGUGAUAGAGCUUAUUGUGACAGAAUAAACUGUGGCUACCCAGGAAAUCUGAAGCAUGGAUAUGUGAUUGGCAGGAUGUAUCUGUAUGGGGACCAAGUUUUCUAUACCUGUGUGGAAAACUUCACUCUUGUUGGUCCUUUAACGAGGCAAUGUAUGGAGAACGGUUAUUGGUCAGCUUUCACACCACAAUGCAGAUAUAUAUAUUGCAGAGAACCACAGCAAGUUCCUAAUGCUGUUGUCUUUUCCUCUGAGGAUGAAAGGCCUGUCCACAUGGCAUUCCCUCACCACAAUGCGACCUACCAGUGUGCACAAGGUUACCGUCUGAUCGGUUCACCGAAUGUUACCUGUCAGAUAGACGGAGAAUGGACAGCACCACCAACCUGUAGGAUCAUCACCUGUCCACCGCUGGCAUCCUCACUAAACUCUAUGCUCAUUACGACUAACGGGAGUGUGUUCACCAGCAUCGCAGAGUACCGCUGCAUCACAGGAUACAGGAUGACAGGGACCAAUGUCCUUCAGUGUCAAAAGACUGGAAGCUGGGACAGUCCGAUCCCAACUUGUACAAUCAUGUCUUGUGGACAACCACCAGAUGUUUCUCAUGCCACCUCCUCAUAUGAAGGAAUAACAUAUGGAAACAGUGUUGUGUAUGCCUGCCAUGAUGGAUACGAGGCAGACUGGACUGUCUGCCAUUGUGGAGCAAAUGGCCAAUGGGAACCCUCUCCUCCAGAGUGUAGACGUAUACAAUGCUCCAUGCCUCCUGCCAUAGCAAAUGGUUCCAUGACAGGAGGAGAUUACAGAUUUAACAGUAGUGUCACUUAUGACUGUGACCACGGAUACAUAAUCAACGGUGACAGAGAGGUUUCAUGUAUGAGCAAUGGACAUUGGUCAAGUAGCCCUCCUUUUUGUCAAGCAGUUUCUUGUGGAAAACCUCCAGAGAUGGACAUCCAUCACCCUCUUGUAGAUCAAGUGACAGAAUUCACAUAUGGAAUGACAGUCGAGUACACAUGUCAAAUAGGAUAUUUGUUUGCUUCGGACAGUAUUGAACUAACAUGUGGAGCAGAUGGAGAAUGGAUGGGUACCCUGUCCGACUGUGACCCUAUAUCUUGUGGUCCUCCAAAUGAAAUACCUAAUAGCAACUUUGAAGGGGAAGACUACUCAUUCAACCACACUGUCACCUAUUACUGCAAAACUGGCUUCAUCCUAUCUGGUGACUCUGUUGUCAGAUGUUUGGCAUCAGGACAAUGGAUGGAAAGUUCUGUGCGAUGUGAUAUUAUAAAAUGUGAAGAUCCUCCUGCUCUUCUUCAUGCUGUUGUUUCACAUGAAAGGCUUUAUAGUGAAUCUGUGACGUAUACAUGCGAAUCUGGCUAUGUUUCUCAAGGUUCCUCCAAUCUCAGAUGCUCUUCUGAGGGACAGUGGCAGGGUGAUCUUCCAGUGUGUAAUCCCAUCACCUGUGAUGUACCGAUAGCACCUGAUCAUGGGUUCAUUACUGGAACCAACCGGUCCUUCCAGAAUGAAGUUGUUAUACAAUGUGAUGUUGGUUACCAUCUACAGGGCAAGGCAUUGGUACAAUGCCAAAGUUCAGGUCAAUGGUCAAACACUUCUGCUGCAUGCAUUCCAAUAGAGUGUCCAGAACCUCCUACAAUACACCAUGGCAGUAUUCAUUUUGACAACCUCAUCUAUGGAAGUACUGCAAUGUAUGAAUGCCAUGAUGGAUACAUUCUUGCAGGGCAACCAUCUCAGAACUGUUCUGCUGAAGGUGAAUGGCCUCAGGAACCCCCAACUUGUACAUUGAUUGAAUGUGGCAACCCUCCUUUGGUAGAAAAUACCUUCUUCGUGGGAAUUAACUUUACAUUUAACAGUACUCUUGUAUAUUUCUGUGCUGAUGGAUUCAUCUUUGGAGAUGAUGUUGUUUCCAUGGAAACCACUUGCCAGUCUGAUGGAAGAUGGAGUGAAGUUAUAGAGUGUGAGGCAGUCAUUUGUGGAGUGCCUCCUAUUCCUCCACAUGGCAUCAUUGUUGGAUCAAAUUUCAGCUACUUAGACAGUGUACAGUUUGAAUGUGACCUGGGAUAUAUCUUGAAUGGCUCAGAUUCAGCAACCUGUACUUCAGAUGGUACCUGGAGUUACCUGGACAUCAGAUGUGAUCCACUGGACUGCGGGUUACCUCCAGAUAUAGAUAACGCUGCAUAUGAAUUGAACACUACUACUAAGUAUGGAUCAACAACCGAGUAUCAUUGUGAUGUAGGCUAUCAUUCUCCUUCACCCCUGAGAACUAGGUGUGAUGAAGCCGGUGUAUGGAGUGGGGAUGUUACCAAUAAUAGUUGCCAGCCUGUUGCCUGUUUACAUACUCCCCUUGUUUAUAAUGGAUCGAUUGAAGGUAAAGGCAAGUUUGUUUAUGGAGACAUUGUCAUAGCUGACUGCCAUCAUGGUUUCAAAUUCCCCGAAGUGCAUGAGAUGCGGUGCUCUCAAUAUGGAACAUGGAAUCCACUGAACAUCACUUGCAUACCAAUAACAUGUCCACCAUUGCUUCCAAUGGACAAUGGUUUCAUUGCAGUGAAGUCUAGCUCAUAUGGAGAGUCCAUGGUGUUUGAUUGUAAUGAGGGGUUCUCCAUGGUAGGGAACAACACAUUGCUUUGUGAAGGAGAUGGGCAAUGGAGUGGAGACAUACCCAGAUGUUUACCAGUCAUCUGUGAUGAUCUGUUAACACCUCAGAAUGGAUCCGUACAGUCCAAUGGGGUAUCCUAUGGAAGUCAGGGGGUAUAUGCUUGUGAUGAUGGAUUUGAACUGGUUGGAGACAGGGUUACAGACUGUACCGGUCAAGGUAUAUGGUCAAACCCACCCCCUGUCUGCACCCUUACGGAAUGUCCACUACCUAUCAACCCUGCUCAUGGUAUUGCAAUAUUUAUCAACAAUCGGUACCUGGACAAAGUGACAAUUCAGUGUGAACCAGGAUACAGGUUGGUAGGGUUAGCAAGACAACACUGUCAAGAGAACGGAACCUGGAGUGGCAAUCAGCCUACUUGCAUUCCGGUUGAAUGCAGAGUAAAUGAAGCAUUCCCUCUCGGCAUUGUCAUAAGGAACCGUACUGUGUUCAGCGGGGAUAAGGUUCUGUAUUCUUGCAAUCCUGGUUACAAGAUAGCUGGUCAGACUUUAAGGAUAUGUGGAAAUGAUGGAAUACUUGCUGGUGAACAACCUACAUGCAUCAGAGUAACAUGUGGCCCUCCUCCUGAUCUGUUAAACGGCAAUGUAACUUUACCCAAUGACAAGUACGAAAGCAAUGCUACUUACUCAUGUUCCUUGGGGUAUACUCUGGAUGGACCUACUUCAAGACAAUGCUUGUCAAAUGGAUCAUGGUCAUUUGCCAACCAUGAUUGUAGAGUCAUCGAGUGCCCAAGUCCUCAACCAAUUGAACAUGGGACACUUGCUAUCAAUAUCCAGGUUCCAGUUUACAAUUCCAAGGUAACAUAUACAUGUGAUGUGGGAUAUACAGUAAGAGGAGACAACAUUCUAACAUGUGAUGAACAAGGAUCAUGGACAAACACCUUACCAAGUUGUGACCUUGUUUCAUGUGGAAUGCCACCUUCUUUGUACAAAGGGAUUGUUUCCUUCAAUGUCACGUCAUUCAGGUCGGAAGCAACUUAUCGUUGUUGGACCGGUUAUACCUUUACUGGUGAAAGUGUAAGAACGUGCUUAGCUAAUGGCUCAUGGAGUGUCGUAAGCCAAUUAUGUGAACCUGUAUCCUGUGGACCACUGCCUCCGCCAUUGCAUGGAGAAGUAACAACUACUAACAUAACACUUGAUGGCAUUGCAAGGUAUUCUUGCGAUCAUGGAUAUGUGCUCAAUGGAUCAAGGACACGCACUUGUAGUUUACUUGGAAAAUGGUCUGGAUCCACACCAGAUUGCCAACCUAUUACUUGCGCUCAUCCGGAGGAUAUAGAGCAUGGUAUCAUCAUCAGUCACGGCAAUUGGCAACUUUUUGAUGAAAUAGAAUAUCACUGCACUGAAGGCUACAAGAUUCAAGGAGUCAGUAGGAGAAUAUGCCAGGCAGAUCAGAACUGGAGUGGGUCAUUACCAGAGUGUCGUCCAGUGUCAUGUGAUACUCCUCCAAUGGUAAUGAAUGGUGUUCAUUCCUACAAGGCAACUACAUUCAACAAUUCUGCAGUUUAUGACUGUCACUCUGGCUACACCCUGCAUGGUGCAAGAGUAGUCAGAUGUACGAGUAAUGGUAGCUGGUUGCCUAACCCUCCACACUGCAGGCCUGUCAAAUGUGGACCGUUAACCAACCCUCAACAUGGAAAGGUGAUACUAGAAAGCAAAGUGUACCAAAGCCAAGUUCAUUAUGUAUGCCAUGAUGGUUACUCAACUAACGGGCCAAGGAGUAGGACAUGUUUGGCUAACGGGACAUGGAGUGGAAGGGAACCCAACUGUAGACCAAAGCCCUGUUCAGCCUUACCUCUCAUACCACAUGCCAUCUACCCUCCUGAUAAGACUAACUUUGUGGUUGGAGACUUUGUGCAGCUAGAAUGUGAGAAUGGUUUCCAACCCUCUGCGGAAGGUAUGGUUGAGUGCCUCCCAGAUCAGUCAUGGUCAACGGUGGAGUUUUCAUGUGAUCCUCUGGAGUGUCCUCGACCAGAAGCACCAGAGAAUGGUCAUGCAGAAUACAGAGCACUAUCCCUCGGAUCUAUUGUAACAUAUUCAUGUGAUACUGGAUACACCCUAAGUGGUCAGGCAAUUGCAUCAUGUAAUGAGAAUCAAAGAUGGAGUAACCUGUCACCACUUUGUCAGCCUGUGACUUGCCCACAGCUUCCCAUCAUCGAACACAUGGUGUAUUCCAGUGCGUCCAAUGCAGUUGGAGAGGCCGUCUUUGUUUCCUGCAGGGAUGGUUUGAUGUUGGUUGGAGCGAGCAGGAUUCUUUGUACCACUGAAGGAUCCUGGAGUCAUUCCUUGCCAAGAUGUGAAGCAGCCAGCUGCGGACCACCUCCCCCCGUUGCUAAUGGAAGAAGUUUUGGAGAGAGCUAUUCUCCUGGAAAUGUUGUCAGCUUUAGAUGUAACCGUGGUUUCUACCGAGUUGGGAGUAGUUCCAUCAGAUGUAUGUCAGAUCAUACAUGGAGUGAUUCAACACCCAGAUGUGUCUCCUUUGGAUCUAUAGCAGCUCUUGAGAGGCCAGUUUGUGUGUUACCUUGUCUACAUGGAGGGAAGUGUGUGGGACCAUACACCUGUCAAUGUCCUUAUGGAUUCACUGGUUCCAGAUGUGAACAUGUUUUGUGUACUACACGCUGUAUUGGAGGAGCACGUUGUAAAGCAAGACAUCCAAGCUGCCAAACAUGAACUACUCUAUAAGCCUUUCACUGAUGAUAUCAACUGCUUGGCUGACAGAAAUCUGCUUAUCAUAUCGAUGAAUAUUGUGCAUAAUCAGAUGUGUCUUGGCUGCCUUUCUAAAGGAUGUACCCAAAGCUUGUAUGUGAUGUAAAAAGGUCUACUCUGAGCUUGAAAUAUGAUACAGAAAGAGUAAAUAAAAAGAAAAACACUACAAAUGUUGGCAUCUAUAUCAGAUGAGCAGCAAUAUUGUUUUUUUUAUUGAAUUCUAAACUUUUGAAUUAUUGUGGUUAAUUUUGCAUACCAUUGAAUAUGUGAAGGAGCUGAUAAUGUCACAUCCGCCAUUUCUUGCUUUUUAAUUGUAUUGAAUCUUAAUCAUUUUAUUAUUUAUAGCUCUGAAUGAAAAAACAAAUGAAUCACAGCACUGGUUUAUUUGUCAGAUUCUUGAAAAAUAACAAAAUGAAUAAUUGUAGUUUCAUCAUUGUAUAAUAGAAUGCCAAAGAAUAAGUCUGCACGAUGUCAAACUCAUUAUAGAACUUCACACAACAAAAUAAUGCAAAACUAGGUAUUUGCAUAAUAAUUUCUUUACAUGUUUAUCUCACGCGAUUUUAACGAAAAUUCAUAUUUUAAUUUUUGCUAUUUUAAAAUCUGUUUGUACUUAUUGUUAGUCUACACAAUUACUACUAUCUAAUUAGUUUCUUUUUGAUGAUUACAAUGGUAAUUUUUUUAUUUGCAUUGUUGAUUUCAUGAUGGCGAUUUUUUUUGUAUUCCUAACUGGAGCUACUGUGUCUGUUUGACAAAUCUAUUGUUAUUAUUUCUGUUUAAAGCACAGCAUGUACAGGUAUACAUUUUUUAUAUAUGUGACUUACAGGCUCAAAACUCAUUAAAAAGUCCGACAAAAAUUACUUUUAUUUAUUCAGCUUGAAGAGAGAGAAAUGAAGCUUCAAAAUGAUAUAUAACUAGUUAAGAUCAAUAAAAAACAUACCACAUGAAACUUUGAUUGAAUAUGGAAAUAUUUAGCAGAGAAAUUCAAAGAAGAUGUUUCAGAGAAAAUGUUUGAAAUUUCUUCGUCACUUUCACAUGAGACCUGAAUGCUGUUCCAGAUAUCAAAUAAUAAAAUGGCUUGAAAGAAAUGCUUGUAUUUUGUGGUUGGUUGAAUUUCCAACUCCAUAUUCUGACAGAUAAACAAGAGGAAGAGUUUCCCUGUAAUAUAACCUGAUUUUCCAAAUUUUAUUUUGAAGCCCGAAUAACCUUUUGCAAUAUUUACUGAGAACCUCGUCUGGUAAUGGUUUGUAGGAUUUCAGUAGUCUUCAUUUCAAACUUUGAUCAACAAAUGGGUCUUGAAUCUUUUGAAACAACACUAGCACAAAUACAACUUGCUUCAAGAGGGACCUAUUGCACACAAGUCCCAGUCAGAGACCUUGGGCUGCAUAUUCAGACCACUAUCCUCGAGCGGAAGGCUCUGCAAAGCAAACCAAGUUUGAGCUAGGUGGUCAUAUUUGUAAUUUGGUAUUGUAAAUAGUGUACUAAUAGUUUGUCUUGAUUGGUUGUUUCUGUAUCAUGUGACAUGCAUAGACUCUGUUAUCAUUCAUGAUAUUCUGAUAUCUGGUUUGAUGUGAUAGUUUGUUGAAGUACAAUAUACAUGUAGUCAUUAGUUCACUUUAUUUUGAGUGAACAAGAUCUAGUGUUCUGCACUUUUAUAGUAGUAGAAGAACGUGUCAAAGAAUGUUGAAGGGUUUAGUAAUUCUUACAUGCAUGUGUGGUAAACACAAAAUCCCAUAACUGGGAUGAUGAUAUAUAUUUCUCAAGGACUAGAGAUGUUGUUCUUUUCACCCCCGCCCCCCAAACAAAGUGAAAUAUAAAUUUAAUUUCUGGAGAACAUGAAAUAUUAAAAAUUAUCUUUUGUCAGCCAUACUUUUAGCCCCCCAGUUGAAAAUUACUAUAGAAAACAGCAACCAAGCCGAAUUAGUCUAUACUUGAGGCUGCGAUUGCAUUAGCUAAAUGUAUAUAUCUGUACAUGUAUAUAAUUUUUUAAAAUUCCAUUUGAAUUGAAUUGAAGUAAUAAAACAUGAAAUGUGAGAUGUA